Molecule: messenger RNA, 717 nt
Organism: Syzygium oleosum
Lineage: Eukaryota; Viridiplantae; Streptophyta; Magnoliopsida; Myrtales; Myrtaceae
Product: RING-H2 finger protein ATL78-like
Exons: 1
Coding region: 1-717 (238 amino acids)
Biological process (GO): protein ubiquitination
Molecular function (GO): transferase activity
Source: RefSeq, a predicted model, not a curated record
AUGACUCCUCCUGCUUCCUCUUCCUAUGAUUCUCUCUUUCAAAACUUGUACUUCUCAAGAAGACUGCUCCUACAUGGCCCUCUUCGCCAAACACCAAACAUGGCAACUCCACCAUCAUGUGUUAGGAGCACCCAUGAAGAACCUUACUAUCCUGGUAACAACAGCUUUGACUCCAAUGUUGUGAUGGUCCUCUCAGUCCUAUUGUGUGCCGUAAUUUGCUCUCUAGGGUUAAAUUCCAUCAUUAGGUGUGCACUAAGGUGCCCCAGUUUGGUGUCCUCGGACACGAAUGGCCAUAAUUCAUCAGCUAGGCUAGCCAACACCGGGGUGAAGAUAAAGACCUUGAAGACCUUCCCGAUCGUGAACUACUCAACGGAAUUGAAGUUGCCUGGGUUGGUCGCGGAGUGCAUAAUCUGCCUCUCCGAAUUCGCCACCAACGACCGGGUCCGGAUCCUGCCGAAGUGCCACCACAGGUUCCACGUCCAGUGCAUCGACAAGUGGCUCAACUCGCACUCCUCGUGCCCGACCUGCAGGCACUGCCUGAUCGAGACGUGCCAGAAGACCGUGGAUUGUGGUAGCGCUCGGGCGAGCACUGCAGAACCGUCACCGUCAUCUCCUACUCAGGCUAUCCAAAUUACCCUCGCGCCACUUGAGCCAGAAGGGCCAGUGCGCGGGGUUAGCUACCUAGGUGAGCUCAGAGUAGUUGAUGUAUCUUGUUAG